UCGAGCGCCAUCUUGAUAGUUAGCAUCGUGAUUAAUUACUUUGUUUUUUGCUUAUUAAUAUUGUUUAAAGUGUAAUAUCGAUAGCUUAUUAUACAGUAAACUAAUGUGGUAGUGUGCAGUGAAUGGAGAAUUAAUUUUGAAGCGCGUUUAACCACCAUCUUGGAGUCAACGGCCGGUGGUCCACGUGCUUCUUGUAAAGUCUAGCUAUCGAUUUACAAGAGCUAACAAAUCACCGUACACUGUCUUGUACAACCGUACAAUUUUUGUCGUUUGUAAACCUCUCAAUACCUUGAUACUGGCGAAAUAGUCCCACUGGGCUGAAGCCAUAAUUUUAAAAGAAGAAGAAGAAUGGACUAGUGGUUAUUGGUGGUUAUAUACUCGAGAUAUACUCUUUAGCACCACCAUCAACAGAGGCGCCAACUAGUGAGCAAAAAAAACGAUAGCCCUCAUUCAGUUUGAUUCAGUUUUCGACGAUUGAAUUGUAUUGAGAAAAUUUUAUUUAUGUAAUCAAACUACUAAGACAAUACUCCUUAUAUUUUAACGUUUCGUGUUUUCUGGAUAAUCAAGUAAAUAAUACAGGCACCUACUUUAUCAUGAAGUCGAUCGUCCACAUGUCAGUAGUUACUUAAAUUUAUUGCAUUGCAUCGAUCUACCUACUUCGCAACAAGAUGCCUGCCGUCGAAGAAGUAAGCCUUGUGAGCCUUGCAAAUACAAGAGAGGGUUCUUCUGCCGUGAUGGUUGCCUUGUCAAUGACUUGCAAAGGUGAAUCAGGUGAAGUUGUCAUUCUAAUGCCUAAAAUCAUUAAUAAAUUGGCUUGGGUAAAAUUUAGAGGCAGUACCAAAGUAAUAGAGGGUAAAAUUAAAUUUUCUAUCAGUUUCUCAUCAGUAAAACAUAUAUUGGCUAAGGAUGAUUGUGUCAAAAUAAAUGUACGAAGUAAACUUUUUAAAUAUUCUGCAUUGAGUAUUGAUGUGCCUAAUAAUGAUUGGUCUAAAUGGCAAGAAAUGAGACCAUACAAUAUGCUUGAAACAGGCAAAGUCCAUCCCACUACUGUAAGCAUUGUUGUUACUGCUUAUAAGUGUAAAAAGGAAACGGUACUAUCAAAAUUAUAUACUGACAGCGACUUCACUGACUUCCGUCUGGCAACAUCUGAAGGAUCUGUACCAGUCCACAAGGCAUACCUGGCAGCACACAGUGAUGUGUUUAAAGCAAUGCUGUCCAACGAGUGGAAAGAAACAACCACCGGUGAAAUAACGAUGAAGGGAGUCACCAUUGAGACACUACAACAUUUAAAGGAAUACAUGUAUUUGGGGACUGUACCUAAUGAUGGACUCCGUCCAUUGCUUUUGAUCGCCAGGUGCUACCUUAUUGAAGAUUUGGAACAACACUGCAUUAGAAAGCUAGCUGAGAAUGUUACAGGGAAAAGCUUAUUCUCACUCCUUGAAUUUGCAUGUGAUAACAAUAUUCCAGAGCUGUCAUUUGCUUUGGUAGUCAUGACCGAAAAUAUUGAUGUCAAUCACGCUAACAAAUUAAAAAACAAAAAAGCUGUUUUGGAUAGUCAAAAAUCGAAAAAGUCUCAACAGUAAGUUUUCUUGCCAUCUGGGAACCAUUGACUUAAGGGAAGGAUGAUUUGAUAUAUUUUCAAUUUUUCUAUAUUAUUGCAAUUGUUAUUAGCUGAAAUUUCAAAUUAGUGACAUAAUUAAAAUAGUUACAUGAUUAGAUUAGGUACAUAAAUUUGCCUAUUAGUAAAUAACUAAUUUUUGUUUAUGAAUGGAUGGAUGUUACAUUAUUUUAUUUGAUAUUACAUUGUUAAAUUCAAUCAUUGAUAAAUAAGUAAGAGCUCUCAGUAUUAUUCACAACCUCGGGACUUAAUCGCGUAAAAUUAAGUCUCCGAGAUCACGUGGACAACGCCGUCCUCGAAACGUCGGAGGUAAAUUUAAAUCUUAAUUUUAUGAUAAUAUUGUCUUCGGUUACCGCGAUAGUUACUCAUGAAAUAAAACUAUGAAAACGGAUUAUAUCGCGUAUAUUGAAUUUAUAAUACAUCCCGACGUUUCGGACCCUUUACAGCGUUCGUGGUCAACAGGUGACAUACUAAAAUAAUGAACAAUCAUAGAAG
This is a messenger RNA of Cydia strobilella, 2113 nucleotides long. RefSeq lists its product as uncharacterized. The record is from RefSeq and is a predicted model, not a curated record. Gene Ontology annotation, biological process: proteasome-mediated ubiquitin-dependent protein catabolic process; regulation of proteolysis. Gene Ontology annotation, molecular function: ubiquitin protein ligase binding. Gene Ontology annotation, cellular component: cytoplasm. The transcript is spliced from 3 exons. NCBI's taxonomy places the organism in Eukaryota, Metazoa, Arthropoda, Insecta, Lepidoptera, Tortricidae. The coding region runs from base 669 to 1583 and encodes 304 amino acids.